AUGACAUGUGAUGAGAACCACUAUGGCCAGGACUGUAAGAAGAUUUGUACAUGUGUAAAAGACAACAGCAAUAACUGCAAUGCUGUCAAUGGAACUUGCACAUGUAAACCAGGCUGGACUGGCUCUAACUGUGAAACAGAUAUAGACGAGUGUUUGAACACCAGCUACUGCCCAGAUGUACAUGAGAGCUGUUUUAAUUUGAAUGGAUCUGCAGAGUGUAGAUGUGAUUCAGGAUAUCAAAGAGUUGAUGGAUCUGACUGCCAAGACAGAGAUGAAUGUCUAGAUCCCACCUACUCUUGUGAUGAGACAAAACAAUGUAAAAACACACAAGGCUCAUAUGAUUGUGUAUGUAAACAAGGUUAUCUAAUUGUCAACAAUACGAAGCCCUGUAAAGUGAAUUUUCGCAGUUUCCCAAUGCAGCUGAGAUUGAAUAUUGUACCUGAUGGAAAUUUAAACAAGUUAGGUGGAGAUAAAGUGGGAAAAGAAAUUCUUCCAUUUGUGAUUUCAAAGUUCUCGGAUGGAUCUAUCAUAGUUCAUACAGCCAUUGUGGUAGACCUGAAUUAUACCAGCACUCCUGCAUAUUCUGCAUCAAAGUUUGCCAUCAGUUUAAAAAAUAAUCAAAAUAUAACUGUUGGUUCUGACAUCAUAGAAAUCAUGAAUGUUUUAGUACAAAACCAAUCAAUUCCAGACAAUACUUGUGACCUGUACACUCAGUUAUCUCAAUCAUGUUCAUCCAAUGAAAAUUGUUACGAAAAUAAUCAGAAUCUUACACAGUGUAAGACAAUUAUAAAAGAUACAGACAGGUUGGCCUUAAUUCUAGGACUUUCAAUUGGAAUUGGUGUGUUUAUCAUCAUUGUUGUGGUUAUUGCUGUUUAUGUUAUUGUUCAUCAAAAGCAGUUAACUAAAUACCAUCUAUAUUCAAAGUCUAUUAAUGAUAAUAGACAACGUACAAGGGAAGACUCAAGUUAUCAGUCCAUGGAACUACCCCCUGUGAUGGCAAGUGAUCCAGCUGCUAAAUGUUUAAAGUUUAAGAAAGUCCUUUCUCCUUUUAGUGAAGCUAUAUACAAUGAAAACAUUAUGUACUGA
Physella acuta is the source of this 1086-nucleotide messenger RNA. RefSeq names its product latent-transforming growth factor beta-binding protein 2. NCBI's taxonomy places the organism in Eukaryota, Metazoa, Mollusca, Gastropoda, Physidae. The record is from RefSeq and is a predicted model, not a curated record. Gene Ontology annotation, biological process: cell communication. Gene Ontology annotation, molecular function: calcium ion binding. Gene Ontology annotation, cellular component: membrane.